AUGGCCGUGCUCUCUACGCUCCGUCCGUCGCCCGAACGGCUCGCGGCGCUCGUAUCGGCCUACUCUCGACACCGUCCGGCCAUCCAACGCGGUCUCACAGCCAGCUUCGUCUUAUACGUCUUCGGCACCACCAUAACAUCCUUCACAUCCAAGCCCUCUUCUGGCUCUCCCCGACCAAAUACAGGACGCAGCACCGGCGGUAAAGGGAAGGGGAAAGAUGGGGGUGGGGACGGAAAGGCGCCCAAGGUUGCAGUAGACGCGGUGUUCUAUGAGAGGUUGUCGAGGAUAUUGAGGAUUGUGAUUCCGAGGUUGAGGAGUAAAGAGGCGAUGCUGCUUGUUAUGCAUUCCAGCUUGCUCAUCUUCCGGACGGCUAUUUCGCUUUAUGUCGCUGCUUUGGACGGAAAGAUCGUAGCGUCACUUGUACGCGCGCAAGCCGUGCCGUUCAUGCUCAACAUCUUGCGAUGGUUGCUCGUGGCUAUUCCCGCGACGUGGACCAACUCGUGGUUGAGCUAUGUCCAAAACAAGCUGGCCAUUGCUUACCGCACGCGUCUCACGGACGUCGUGCUGGGUCAGUACCUUGGAGACGAGAACGACCCGAGUGAUAAAGUGUACUACAAGCUCGCGAACUUGGACGACCGAGUAGUCAAUGCAGAUCAAAUGAUCACAGUCGACAUCCAACGCUUCUCGAACCACCUCGCCGCCAUCUACGCAAACCUCGCAAAGCCCAUUCUGGACGUCUGCUUGUACAACUACCAACUAGCGCAAAACGUCGGCGCAGAGGGCCUCGUAGUCCUCACAGUCCUCGUCCAGCUCUCCGCCGUACUCCUGCGCAAGCUCACGCCGCCCUUCGGCGCCUACACCGCCCUCUCCGCGCACCUCGCCGGCCAGCUCCGCCACACACACGCCCGCCUCUCCGAAUUCAGCGAAGAGAUAGCCUUCUUCGGCGGCGAAGAGGCCGAGAAGAUGCGUCUCGAGCGCGAGUUCGCGGCGCUGCAGGCGCACGAGGAUCAGGUGCUGGGCGCGCGGUGGUGGCACGGGUGUGUCGAGGAGGGGAUCGUGAAGUGGCUGUGGGGAAGCUUUGGGCUGAUGCUUUGUGCUAUUCCGGUGUUCUUUAGGAUUCCGGGGGUUAGGGCUGGGGAUAUGGGCGCUAGGACUGAGGGCUUCGUGACCAACAGAAGGUUGCUGCUGUCCGCAUCCGACGCGUUCGGACGCGUCAUGUACAGCUAUAAGGAUCUGGCAGAGCUCGCGGGGUACACAGCGCGCGUCGCAACGUUGCUCGAGGCAAUGGGCGAUGUUAAAACUGGCAAAUUCGAAAAGGCGCUCGCGACGAGCGCUAAGAGCCCCGAGAACAUGCGAAUCCUCAGCGGCCAAGGCAACGUAAUCGAGUCCGAAGACAUCCGCUUCGACCGCGUGCCCAUCGUGACGCCCAACGGCGAAGUCCUGGUCAAAUCCCUCUCCUUCCACAUCAAGCACGGCCAGCACCUCCUAAUAGUCGGCCCCAACGGCUGCGGCAAGUCCUCCCUCUUCCGCAUUCUCGGCGGCCUCUGGCCCGUCUACGGCGGCACCGUGCACAAGCCGCCUCCUUCACAGUUCGUGCUGAUACCGCAGCGGCCGUAUUUGCCGUUGGGGACGCUGAGGGAUCAGAUCAUUUAUCCGCAUAGUGUUGAUGAUAUGCGCAAGAGGGGGGUAAGGGAUGAGGAUCUGAUGAGGAUUUUGGAGGUGGUGAGGAUGGAGGGCGUUGUGGAACGCGAGGGCGGGUGGGAUGUGGCGAGGGAGUGGAGGGACGCGUUGAGUGGGGGCGAUAAGCAGAAGAUUGCGUGGGCGAGGUUGUUUUAUCAUCAGCCCAGGUAUGCGGUUCUUGACGAGGCGACGUCGCUUGUUCCGGUCGAGAUCGAGGGUCUGAUGAUGGACCGCGCGACGGAGCUCGGGAUCACGCUGCUCACUGUCUCGCACCGACCGAGUUUGUGGAAGUAUCACCAUAUGAUCCUGCACUAUGACGGUCAGGGUGGAUACGUCUUCACGAAGCUCGACGCGGAGAAACGUCUCGCCCUGCAAGAAGAGAAACAAGCGCUCGAGACGAAGCUGCUUGAAGUGCCGAAGAUGAAGGCGAGGUUAGCAGAGCUCAUGGAACUAGACGAGGAAGAGGACAUCUUCGAGGAGGUUCUGGAGGAAGGUCCUGCGGCGUAG
This is a messenger RNA of Peniophora sp. CBMAI 1063, 2187 nucleotides long. The record is from the annotation of a GenBank genome assembly. Lineage: Eukaryota; Fungi; Basidiomycota; Agaricomycetes; Russulales; Peniophoraceae.